ACAGAAGAGAAGAAGAGCGGAAUUCCUUCUGUUUACUGUGGUGAUGCUCCCAGUGCUGUACUCUUCACCUGCCGCACUCUUGUACCUGUUGCAUAAUUCACCUUUCUCCAGUUGUACUCUGUCUUCACCCUGAAGUCACUGUAACUAAAUUCCCUAAAAUGUUUGCUGUCAGAAGAGCGCUGCGUGUUUGUCAGGGAGUCGUGAAGGUCAGUGCUGGUGUUUCCCGUCGCGGAUGCGCUGGAGCGGUUCCAGUGGACGACAUUGUGAACGGACUGACUGAGGAACAGAUCCAGCUCAGACAGACAGUCCAGAGAUUCUUCCAGGAGAAACUCGCUCCCUACGCCGAUGAGAUUGACAAGAAAAACGAGUUUCCUCAGAUGAGGGAGUUUUGGAAGGAGAUGGGUGACCUUGGACUGCUUGGAGUUACUGCACCAGUGGAGUUCGGGGGAACAGGACUGGGCUACCUUGAUCAUGUGAUUAUUAUGGAGGAGAUCUCCCGUGUAUCUGCCGCUAUUGGACUCAGCUAUGGAGCGCAUUCCAACUUAUGUGUAAAUCAGAUGGUUCGACAUGGAAACCAGAAGCAGAAAGAGAAGUACAUGCCUAAGUUGUUGACUGGUGAACAUGUGGGUGCUCUGGCCAUGAGUGAGUCUAAUUCUGGCUCUGAUGUAGUGUCUAUGAAACUGACAGCAAAAAAACAAGGGGAUCACUAUGUGUUAAACGGUAACAAAUUCUGGAUUACGAAUGGAUCAGAUGCAGAUGUUCUGAUCGUGUAUGCUAAGACAGACCCAGAAGCAGUAGCUCGUGGCAUCACUGCUUUCAUUGUUGAGAAGGGUAUGCCAGGAUUCAGCUCAGCGCAGAAGCUGGAUAAACUGGGAAUGAGAGGAUCCAGCACUUGUGAACUCGUCUUUGAAGACUGCAAGAUUCCUGAGGAAAAUGUAUUGGGCCCUUUAAAUAAAGGAGUCUAUGUUUUGAUGAGUGGUUUGGACCUGGAAAGACUCGUCCUGGCUUCUGGACCUGUUGGCAUCAUGCAAGCUGUGCUUGAUCAUGCAAUUCCUUAUCUACAUGUUCGCGAAGCUUUUGGACAGAAAAUUGGCCACUUUCAGCUGAUGCAAGGAAAAAUGGCUGACAUGUACACACGCCUUAGUUCCUGUCGACAGUAUUUAUACAACGUUGCUCGUGCUUGUGACAAAGGCCAUUUCAGUGCUAAGGACUGUGCUGGGGUAAUCCUUUAUUGUGCUGAGAAUGCAACUCAAGUUGCCUUGGAUGGGAUUCAAUGCCUGGGUGGAAAUGGUUACAUCAAUGACUACCCAAUGGGCCGGUUCUUAAGAGACGCUAAACUUUAUGAGAUUGGUGCAGGAACCAGUGAGAUCAGAAGGAUUAUCAUUGGCAGAUCUUUCAACGCCAUGUUUAAAUAAAGAGUCAGGAUUGAGGAUCUGAUCCUGCGCAGACUGUGUGCAGUAGCCAGAAAUUUCAUUUUAUUAGGCUAAACACUCAUCUGGCAUGCUGAUUUUAACACCAAUCAGAUUCAAGAUACAAAACAUGUCUAAAAUGUGGAUGUCAAAUUGUACAAGCAAUAGGUAGUAUUACAUUCAAGAGCAAAUGCAGUGGUAAGAGAUAAACUAUUUAGAUCAAGAUGUUUUUAAAGGACUGACUAUGAACUGAAUUGAUCUCUAACAACUAGCUGCAGUUAAUUCCCAGUGGAAAAAGCAGUGGUGAUGUAAACAGCUGAGACCAUUCAUUUGUCCUGAAAGCCUUUGUCAUGUGACUGGGGGGUGUUUCUGUAGCACAUGGUACAUGUAAUUACCUUGUUUGUUUUCCUUUUUUUAAAAACACGGUCACCCUUUGUGGGCUGUUUUGCAUAUCACUUCUGACCCCAUAACAUGAUUUUGUUUUGUUUUUUUCAUGUGUACAGACAGAUCAUUUCUUUAAAGAGUUUGUAAUUCAAACAUUCAUUUGUUUUUCAUUUUUAAGAAGUUGCACUUUUUUGAAGCAAGCUGUUAUGUUGGUCUGUGAAACCUUUGGGUUUUCUGAGCCUUAUUAAAUCAUCGCUCCAUGCAUUUGAUUGUAAUACGAUUGUUUAAAAUAAAUGUAAUCUCCCUUCAA
Danio rerio (zebrafish) is the source of this 2103-nucleotide messenger RNA. RefSeq names its product isovaleryl-CoA dehydrogenase (gene ivd). Gene Ontology annotation, biological process: L-leucine catabolic process. The record is from RefSeq and is marked provisional. Gene Ontology annotation, cellular component: mitochondrion. NCBI's taxonomy places the organism in Eukaryota, Metazoa, Chordata, Actinopteri, Cypriniformes, Danionidae. Gene Ontology annotation, molecular function: flavin adenine dinucleotide binding; oxidoreductase activity, acting on the CH-CH group of donors; acyl-CoA dehydrogenase activity.